ACUUAUCCUUUCCAUGGUUGGUGACUGAGAAAAACAAAACAUGGGAACUGCUUUUGUGGAAAUCUAUGUUCCCGGACAGAAGUUUGUGAACGGAGUUCCAUUUCCUGCGGUGCUUUCUCCGUCUGCAAGUGCAAUUUCUCUCACGGAUUCCGUCAAAGCCAACCAACUCUUCCUCCAAUCACUUCUACUCCAAUCGGGGGCUGUCCUUUUCAGAGGCUUUCCCCUCUCCACCGCUUCCCACUUCAACGACGUCGUCGAAGCGUUCGGGUACGACGAGCUUCCCUACGUGGGCGGCGCCGCUCCCCGCACCAACGUCGUCGGUCGCGUCUUCACCGCCAAUGAGUCCCCACCUGACCAGAAGAUCCCUUUCCACCACGAAAUGGCUCAAGUUCCUGAAUUUCCUUCCAAAUUGUUUUUCUUCUGCGAAGUGGAGCCUGGGAGUGGGGGCGAAACCCCCAUUGUUCUUAGCCAUGUCGUGUAUGAAAGGAUGAAGGACAAGUACCCCGAGUUCGUGGAGAGACUAGAGAAGCAUGGCUUAUUGUACAUCAGGGUUUUGGGAGAAGACGAUAACCCUUCUUCCCCAAUUGGCCGUGGCUGGAAAUCAACCUUCUUAACCACAGACAAAGCCAUCGCUCAACAAAGGGCUGCUAAACUGGGUAUGAAGUUGGAAUGGCUGGAGGAUGGUGUGAAGACGAUUAUGGGUCCAAUUCCGGGUGUGAAAUAUGAUGAGAGUAGACAGCGGAAGAUAUGGUUUAACAGCAUGGUGGCUGCUUACACAGGUUGGGAAGAUGAACGGAAUGAUCCUGUUAAAGCUGUAACCUUUGGGGAUGGCGAACCACUACCUCCUGAUAUAGUCUAUGAUUGUCUGCACAUACUGGAAGAGGAAUCUGUGGCCAUUCCUUGGCAAAAAGGGGAUGUUCUCUUGAUUGAUAAUUGGGCCGUCCUUCAUUCCAGAAGAUCUUUCCAUCCACCACGCAGGGUCCUAGCUUCCCUUGUCAAGUAAGCCUUUGUAGCAGCUAGCUACAAACACUGUUACUACUACCUUCAGUUCUGUCUGUAUUGUAAUUUCAUACAGAAACAUCCAGAUGUAUACUAUUACCAAUAUUAGAAACAAUAACCACUUCAGGAUCAA
Molecule: messenger RNA, 1132 nt
Organism: Vigna umbellata (rice bean)
Lineage: Eukaryota; Viridiplantae; Streptophyta; Magnoliopsida; Fabales; Fabaceae
Product: 2-oxoglutarate (2OG) and Fe(II)-dependent oxygenase superfamily protein
Molecular function (GO): oxidoreductase activity
Source: RefSeq, a predicted model, not a curated record